Messenger RNA from Passer domesticus (house sparrow), 1511 nucleotides. RefSeq names its product platelet activating factor acetylhydrolase 2 (gene PAFAH2). Gene Ontology annotation, molecular function: 1-alkyl-2-acetylglycerophosphocholine esterase activity. The coding region runs from base 142 to 1275 and encodes 377 amino acids. NCBI's taxonomy places the organism in Eukaryota, Metazoa, Chordata, Aves, Passeriformes, Passeridae. The record is from RefSeq and is a predicted model, not a curated record. The transcript has 11 exons.
GGAGCUGAAGUCCGGGAGCACGGGAGGCACUGGGAGCGCCGGGGCAGAGUUCACUGGGCGUGCUGGGAGCUGUGAGCGCUGUACUGGCUGGCUGUGGCAGGACACUGACCCCCUGUCUCUGCCCAGGCUGGCUGCGGCAGCAUGGGGGGGAUGCUGGCGCUGCCCCCGGGGCAGGGACCCCACCAGGUGGGCUGCACGGAUGUCAUGGUGGGCCACACGCGGCAGGGGCUUUUCCUCCGCCUCUUCUACCCGUGCCUGCCCCGGGCGGGGGCCACGGAGCCGCUCUGGGUGCCUCGCCCCGAGUACUGCGGGGGCCUGGCCGAUGUCACCCUGGGUCGCCGCUGGUGCUCCGCCCUGCUCGGCAUCGCCAUCGGCUCCUGCAAAGUCCCGGUGAGCUGGAACGGGCCCCUCAAGCCCCGCAGCAGCGGGUACCCCCUGAUCAUCUUCUCCCACGGCCUGGGGGCCUUUCGGACCUUGUACUCUUCCAUCUGCACGGAGCUGGCGUCCUGGGGCUUCGUGGUGGCAGCGCUGGAGCACAGGGACCACUCUGCUGCCACCACCUAUUUCUGCCCGGCAGAGGCUGGCACGGAGGAGUGGAUCCCCUUCCAGAGGGUGCCCCAAGGGCAGAAGGAGUUUUAUUUCCGAAACAAGCAGGUUCACCUGAGAGCUCAGGAGUGCGUGCGGGCGCUGCGGCUCUUCCAGAGCAUCGCCGGCGGCAGAUCUGUCCCCAGCAUCCUCCCCCAGGACUGGGAUCUCUCCGUGCUGAAGGACAACCUUGAUCUGAGCAAAGUGGCCGUCAUGGGCCACUCCUUCGGGGGGGUGACAGCGGUGCUGGCCUUGGUGAAGGAGCCCAGCUUCAGGUGUGCCGUGGCUCUGGAUGCCUGGAUGUUCCCUCUGGAGAAGCUGCUGUACCCGGAGGUGCCCAGUCCCGUGCUCUUCAUCAACACCGAGAAGUUCCAGACCCCGGAGAGCGUGGCCAAGAUGAAGAGGCUGAGCUCCAGGAACAGCCAGACGAGGAUUGUGACCGUGCUGGGAACCGUGCACGAGGACCAGACCGACUUUGCCUUCCUCCCUGGGAAGCUCUUCAGCCUCAUCUUCGGCAGGAGGGGCACGCUGGAGCCCCGCAGGGCUCUGGCCAUCAGCAGCCGGGCAGCUCUGGCCUUCCUGCACAGGCACCUGAAGCUGCAGGAGCAGUUUGGGCAGUGGGACGAGCUCCUGGAAGGCGUUGGGGACUCGGUGGCUCCGGCUGCGCCGUUCGGCCGCUCGCGCCUGUAGCUGCUCCGAGGGCUCUGCUGGCACCUGGGGAGUGACAGAGGGACAGAGAGACAGACAGACAGAGUGACAGAGUGACAGAGUGACUCCUCCUUGCCAGCAAGGGCAGGAGGAGCCCUGAGGACAGCAGGACCUGGGCACAGCGCUGGUGUGCCCGAGGUGCCCAGGGGAUGUGCCAGCAGAGCCCUCCCUGCUCGUGUGCCUGCCCUGAGGGCUGUGGGAAUAAAAUCCCCAGGGAU